Tetrahymena thermophila SB210 is the source of this 1140-nucleotide messenger RNA. RefSeq lists its product as hypothetical. The transcript has a single exon. NCBI's taxonomy places the organism in Eukaryota, Ciliophora, Oligohymenophorea, Hymenostomatida, Tetrahymenidae. The record is from RefSeq and is a predicted model, not a curated record.
AUGUAAAAUAGAUAAAAAAUAAAAUAAAGAAACAAAUUAUAAAAUAAAAAGAAACUAUUAAAAUUAAUGGAAGAAAAAGGUUAUAAAUUACCUAAGAACAAAGCUCUCUAUAUUUUAGCUAAGAGAGAGAAAAUUUAAGAGAAAUCUUUUUUGGAAAAAGCUAGUGACUUCUUGUUCACUUUUGGAAAUGAAGCUUUUAAAGAAUAUUAUUUUUUUAUCUAAGAGUAAUAAAAUGGUUCUUUAUUGGUAUUUCAAAAAAUACUUAUAAAUGAAUAUAACGCUAAUUCUUUUAGAAAUAUUUAAGAAUUUGAUGAUACAGAAUAUAUCAAGAAAUAAAUUCAUCUGUUUAGUUUCAUCAAAAAAAUAAUUGAGUCUUUAUCUUAAGGUAUAUCUAUCUCUAAUGACUAAAUAGAUUAAUUUCUAAAAUUGAUUGGAGAUGAUGAUCACAGUGAAGGAGUUUUAAAUAAUUUAAAUCUAAUUGGAAAUAUUGCAAAAGCUGCUGCGAUAAGUGGAGUUAGUGGUUUUAAAUAGAUUAUUUCAUACACUUCUUUAGAAACUUUUAAAAUUGUAAAUAAUGCUCUUGCCAAAGAGGGUAUAAAAGGAUUUAUGAGUAUUGGAGGCAAAACCUUUCUUUAAGAAGGAGCAAAAGCUGCCGUUGCUUAGGCUGGAAAAGAAUUAACUAAAGGGACUGUGACUCAAGUUACUUAAAAUACAGUAACAAUUGGCAAAUAAGUUGUCAAAACUGGAUUUUCUGUUUCUUAAUUAUUAAAAGGUCUUGGAAUUGGAAUAGCUGUAAAUGUAGCAGUAGGUGGUAUAAAAUCAGUUAUUAAAACAAAAUGGUUAAAUGAAUUUGAAUUUAUUUGUGAAUGUGAUAGCGAAUUUAAUUUUGAGAUCAUUAAAGAUUUUUCAAAAUUUAAGUAAAAAUUUAUCGAUGAUUCAAAAAAUAUAGAAGAACUCUAUAAAGAAAUAAUUAAAUUUUAUGAAAUUCCUCAAUCUAAAAGAUAUUCAACAAAUGACAAUAUAAAAACCCCACAAGAUUAAGAAUACAAAGAGUAAUAGCAAUAAAACUAAAAUUACAACUUAACUCCUUAAGAGGAUCACCUAAACAGCGAAUAAAGAGAAAACACCCCAAAAACAUGA